Messenger RNA from Fomitiporia mediterranea MF3/22, 893 nucleotides. RefSeq lists its product as uncharacterized. The transcript has 5 exons. Gene Ontology annotation, molecular function: hydrolase activity, acting on ester bonds. The coding region runs from base 1 to 849 and encodes 282 amino acids. NCBI's taxonomy places the organism in Eukaryota, Fungi, Basidiomycota, Agaricomycetes, Hymenochaetales, Hymenochaetaceae. The record is from RefSeq and is a predicted model, not a curated record.
AUGGGACCUCAUUGGGGAGGUUACAGUGCACUUAAAUAUCUCUUUGUCUUCGGUGCAUCCAAUUGUGACGUUGGCUAUAAUUCUGAAUGUCCGCCACCAACUAAAGAAGAACCUCUUGGCGUUCCAUUUCCCGGAAUAACGUACGCCGAAGAGGGUAAGCCUAACUGGGUCGGAUACCUCGCGCGGGACCUCUGUCCAUCCGGGUCUGGAGAUGUCCAUCCCCUGCUUGUUUUCGACUAUGCAAAGGGCGGUGCAAUUGUCCCAGAUGUUGUUUUGCAAGUAUCCGACCAGUUCGUUGAGAAAGCCGGCAAGAAACCGUCCUGGGCUCCCUGGGCCGCAGGGAACUCCCUGUUUUCUACGUGGAUUGGCGGCAAUGAUUGCGGACGAAAGUAUCGUUUUGAUCCAGCAGAAAGUAUUGACAGGCUCUUUGAAAUUCAAGAGAAGCUAUACGAAGCGGGAGCACGCAACUUCUUAUUCAUAAACCUUCCUCCUAUGAAGCGCUCGCCUUUGGGUUCAUCCCAGGGAAAGCUUCAGAGGUCGAGUAAGGAUCCUUACUAUACUUGGAACACAAUUCUCCGGUCAUACGCACAUGGAUUUGCAGACGAACACCCAGAUGCAUCUGUAUUCGUCUUUUCAGCAUGGAACCUGUUCAGCGAGAUACUUGAUGAUCCAGUGGCACACGGGUUUAAUACGGACGACCCAAGCAGGGCAUUUGGAGGAAUCUGGAACGAUACUUUGCAUCCAACGACGCGGGUGCAUAGACUGAUUGCAGAGAGUGUUAAGGAUUUCCUCUGUAACGCAAAGGUAGGAGAGCACGAGGAACGCAUGCCGGUGUUAUUUGGGGAAUGAAAGUCCGGUUCAGAGGCGAAGUUGUCUAAAGGAUUUGAUCUCUU